Molecule: messenger RNA, 2047 nt
Organism: Nanorana parkeri
Lineage: Eukaryota; Metazoa; Chordata; Amphibia; Anura; Dicroglossidae
Gene: CNOT6L
Product: CCR4-NOT transcription complex subunit 6 like
Exons: 12
Coding region: 154-1806 (550 amino acids)
Biological process (GO): nuclear-transcribed mRNA poly(A) tail shortening
Cellular component (GO): CCR4-NOT complex; cytoplasm; nucleus
Molecular function (GO): poly(A)-specific ribonuclease activity; protein binding
Source: RefSeq, a predicted model, not a curated record
UUUCUUUUACCCCCUUGGUGCCCCACGUCUACAACACUGCUUGAGACACAUUGCUCAGACUCGCCUUUCUGGUGCUCAUUCUUGUAGAAACUACUGACCUGCAGAUAGAGCAGUGAUCAACCCGCUUCAUGCUGAUUUAACAGACUAACAGGGAUGCCAAAAGAAAAAUAUGACCCGCCUGAUCCUCGUAGAAUUUACACCAUCAUGUCGGCAGAUGAGGUGGCCAACGGUAAAAAGUCUCACUGGGACGAAUUGGAGAUCUCCGGUCGAGUGCGGAGCUUAAGUACAUCGCUCUGGUCAUUGACCCACUUGACUGUGCUGCACCUCAGCGAUAACAACCUCUCCCGUAUCCCACCUGAUAUUGCCAAGCUCCAUAAUCUGGUUUAUUUGGACCUUUCUUCCAAUAAGCUCAGAAGUUUACCAGCAGAGCUAGGGAACGUAGUGUCUCUCAGGGAAUUGCUUUUAAAUAACAAUCUGUUACGGGUUUUACCUUAUGAAUUGGGGCGACUGUUCAGGCUUCAGACCCUGGGGUUAAAAGGCAAUCCUUUAACACAGGACAUUCUUAGUCUGUAUCAGGAGCCAGAUGGAAUCCGAAAGCUACUGAACUACAUGCUUGACAAUCUAGCAGUUCAUCCAGAACAGCUUCCUCAGAGGCCGUGGAUUGCGUUAAAAGAAAGAGACCAAAUUCUCCCCUCCGUUUCCUUCACAGUAAUGUGUUUUAAUGUUCUGUGUGACAAGUAUGCUACUCGGCAGCUCUAUGGCUACUGCCCUUCUUGGGCGUUAAACUGGGAGUAUCGGAAGAAAGGGAUCAUGGAAGAGAUAGGCAGCUGUGAUGCAGAUAUCAUCAGUCUUCAGGAAGUUGAAACCGAGCAAUACUACACUCUUUUCCUGCCAGCAUUAAAAGAACGUGGAUAUGAUGGCUUCUUUUCUCCAAAGUCGCGUGCCAAAAUAAUGUCUGAGCAAGAGAAAAAGCACGUGGAUGGCUGUGCAAUAUUUUUUAGAACAGAUAAAUUUACACUGCUGGCAAAGCACACAGUUGAAUUCAACCAGGUAGCAAUGGCUAACUCUGAGGGCUCAGAAGCCAUGCUAAACAGAGUGAUGACAAAGGACAAUAUUGGGGUUUCUGUUUUGCUAGAGGUCCACAAAGAUCUCCCUGGUGGAGGCAUGAAGCCCCAUCAUUCAACAGAAAAACAGCUACUAAUGGUAGCAAAUGCCCACAUGCAUUGGGACCCAGAGUAUUCUGAUGUCAAGCUUAUCCAGACUAUGAUGUUUGUCUCUGAAUUGAAAAGCAUUAUAGAGAAGUCUGCAAGCCGACCUGGCAGCCCUGCACCUGAUCCAAAUUCCAUCCCCUUCGUUUUGUGUGCUGAUCUCAAUUCUUUACCCGAUUCAGGUGUGGUGGAGUAUUUGACUAAUGGAAUGGUAGCUGACAAUCACAAGGACUUUAAGGAGCUUCGAUACAAUGAGUGUCUCCCAAACUUCAGCUGCAAUGGAAAGAAUGGGACCCCGGAUGGAAGAAUUACACAUGGCUUCCAAUUGAGGAGCGCCUAUGAAAACAACUUGAUGCCUUACACCAAUUACACCUUUGAUUUCAAGGGUGUAAUUGACUACAUCUUCUAUUCCAAGACACACAUGGACGUUCUUGGCGUCCUGGGGCCUUUAGAUCCUCAGUGGAUGACGGAGAACAACAUCACUGGCUGCCCUCACCCCCAUAUUCCUUCUGACCACUUCUCACUGUUAACGCAGCUAGAACUCCAUCCUCCACUUCUGCCUCUUAUUAAUGGGGUACAUUUGCCAAGCAGGAGGUAGUGCUGGCUGACAGCUGGGCACUUGUUCUCAUGGACCUGUAUACCUGUAAAAGAAUCUGUAGGAGUGAAGUAUGGCCAACCUUAAGCUGCUUUCUCACGGCUCCUUCCCUCCUGUCAAAGCCGUGGCUCUCCAUUUUAUUGCAGGGAGGCAAUAUUUGGCAUUAGGGCUGGUACAAAAGCUGUCCUCCUCCCAGCUGUGUAUUUUUUGUUAUUUUUAAAGAGCUUUUUUUUUUUUUUUUUUU